Symbiodinium necroappetens is the source of this 2061-nucleotide messenger RNA. The record is from the annotation of a GenBank genome assembly. Lineage: Eukaryota; Dinophyceae; Suessiales; Symbiodiniaceae.
AUGUUGGCCCAAGCACAUAUCCCGCUGUUCUGCAAUGCAGGACAGCCCUUGUACAUAUUGCCUGGUCACCGGAUAUGGACUCAGUAUAGUUUUUGCGGCCUGCCAGCCGCCCUACAAGGCAAGCCGCGUGCUCGGAUUCCUCGGUGGGAGCUUGGGCACCCGACCGUGCCGAUGUCUGAUGGAAUUCGAUUGAGCAGCGACUGGUGCACACAACAGGUGGAUCACAUUUUUGACAUGUGGGAUCGAUCUGAGGGCAGGCCGCUGACCCUGCAGGUGGCUUCGGUAUCACUGACCAUUUCCAUUUAUGCAAUGAUUGUCCGACGUGCUCUGCAAAGCAAUCCAGGUGGCAGAUGCGUGAUUUUCGUGCCGAAGGUUUCUCUCGCCAGACGAGUGCGCCGCGAAUUGAAGAGUCAGAAGCUGCGUGUUUGUCUGAUCGGAGCUGGCUCGCCCGAGAGCGAUCUUUGGGACGAGAUUGUCGUUUGUGUUUCCGCAAGUGCGCAUCGCCUGAGUGGACACAAGUUUCUGGUCAAGCUGUUGGACUCUUCUCAGCUUUGCUCGCAUGGUCAUACUGCACAAAUCAUGCGACAUCAAGUCACAGCCAGCAUGAGUGCUGAGUUUUCGCUACACUUGAAAGACGCAGAUCCCGAUGCUGCCUAUACGCUGGCGGAAGCUGUUCAGGAUGGACGCGCUCGCAACUUUCAGCCGUACCUCUUGCAAAGAGAAGCUAAAGACUGCUGGAAGUCAAAGCUGGCGAAAACCCUCCAAGCCACCCAGGUCGAUGCCGCCUGGGGGCCCGCGUUGGUGGUGCUCCCUUCAGCAGAGGAUGCCUCUGCACUCGCGGGGAGUCUCCGGCACUUGGGAGUGGCAGCAGCGGCCGUCCGAGGCAGAUUGAAGCGAGGCCAAAGGGCCACCCUGCAACGUGUUGAGAAGGGGCAGAUCAAGGUCCUCUGUGUCUCGCACCAGAUCUUCGAGAGGUCGGACUUGCCGGCCUUCAACACCCUGGUUCUCGACACCCGUGUCUCUGCAGCACCAAUCCUCCGGGCACUUCAGCCAAUGCCCGGUGUAGCUGAAAUGAAGCUUGUGCAUGUGGUGAGCAGCUCUGGGCCUGUAUCGUCGCGGAAGUUGCAGCGACCGACGAGCUUCCUGAUAGCUCUUUGGGGGGAGAAGUCGAAUCCAAGCCCCUGGAAGGUCUUACAUGCUGACGGCAGCACUGCUUUAUGGACCCCCGAGCCCCGCGGGUGGCUGAUAAAUUUGUGUGCUUGGUUGCAGUCGGCUGGUCGGAGGCCGAGAUAUGAUGUCAAGGAGGAGCGGUUGCAUGCGCACAGGUUCAAGCAAGCGAGGAAGCACUGGCUUAGAAACACUCUCAAUGCGGCAGAGAAGGAGCUGAUAAGGAGUGCGUACCCCGGGCUUGCUGUGGAGAAGCUGCCGAAUCGUAUGUCAUGGCUGGCGCUACAAGACCUCUGUGCGUGGAUGUCAACUCAUCAGCGACGCCCCCAACAGCUCAGUGAGGAUGUGGUCGAACGAAGGCAGAGCCUCAGGCUGUCGAGAACUCUCAAACGUCUGCGUGAGGGCAAACUGAGCAAGGCCGAGUCAGAACUGUUGCGGGAUGCUUUGCAGAACACAGUGCGGCCGUGGCUGCCGAUCAUGGUCGCAUGGGUCCGGUUCUACGAACGCCUGCCAAGGUUGUUUGCCAAAGAGCAUGAUGAGCGGCUGCAGAACCGGAGGUGGAAACGGGCAAACCGUCUGCUCUCCAUGAAUGUGCUGACCCAGGCAGAGAGGAACCUGAUGCUGUCUUGCCUGAGCUGGAAGCGAGAGCUUUCUGAAAGGCCACGAGCCUGCUUACUUGGCCUUCGGGCCUGGAUUUUCACGCACGCACGCCGACCGCGGGACGGUGUGCUGCGCGAUGCUGAGGAAAGGCGUCAGGCGCUCCGAUGGAAGACGGCUUUCAAGCAGAUGUCCAACAUGGACCUGUCGGAAAGUGAAAUUUCCUUGCUGGAAUAUUGUCUGGAGAUUCUUGACACGCAUGAGGAUGGCAUGCCGCAGCGCGCGGCUUUGGAGUGA